Python bivittatus (Burmese python) is the source of this 1669-nucleotide messenger RNA. RefSeq names its product leukotriene B4 receptor 1-like. The record is from RefSeq and is a predicted model, not a curated record. Lineage: Eukaryota; Metazoa; Chordata; Lepidosauria; Squamata; Pythonidae. Gene Ontology annotation, biological process: phospholipase C-activating G protein-coupled receptor signaling pathway; positive regulation of cytosolic calcium ion concentration; inflammatory response. Gene Ontology annotation, cellular component: plasma membrane. Gene Ontology annotation, molecular function: complement receptor activity; G protein-coupled receptor activity.
UCUUGCUGCUAAAGGUGUAGAGGGCUGUGUGCACCCUGAGUAACAGCUGGGCAAAUCCAGUCCACAGGCUAGAUCAAAAUGACUCCAUCUGAGGAAACGGAUGAUCAUCUGCCACUGUCAGUUGCGAAGAUUUUCGUCUGUUUCAUCCUGAGUCUUUCCUUUGUCCUUGGAAUCCCUGGGAAUUCUUUGGUCAUCUGGACCAUUUGUACACAAAUGAAGAAGAAGCCUCCAACAGCUGUGCUCAUCCUACAUCUGGCUGUGGCUGAUCUCCUGGUCCUUCUGACCCUGCCAAUCUGGAUCUAUUCUUUAGCCAACCAGUGGCUCUUUGGUGUCAGCGCCUGCAAAGGACUUGUAUUUGUUAUUUACUGUAGCAUGUAUGCCAGCAUCUUCCUCAUCACGUGCCUCAGUCUUGAGCGGUUUCUGGCCGUCAUUCAUCCCUUUGCUCUUCAACGAUGGAAGAAGACUACGGUCAUCUACCUGGUGAUUAUCAUUAUCUGGUUGUUCUCCAUUGUUCUUGGAUCAACUGUCAUCCCAUUUCAGACCACUGAUGAAACUCAUGCAGGCCUCCAGUGUGCCGCUCGUGAGUAUGCAACUGUCUCCCAGGAGGUCAUCCAUCUCUUGUCAGAGACCAUUUUGGGCUUCAUAGUUCCCUUUACCAUCAUCUCCAUCUGCUACAUCUAUGUGGGCAAAAGAAUUGGGGUCAUGGCUUGUCCAUCAAAGCGACGUUCUGCCAGGUUGAUUACAUCAGUGGUAGUGAUUUUUUGUCUGUGUUGGUUCCCCCACCACUUCAUUAACCUCAUAACAGUCAUUUCAGUUCUGAUGCAGGAUUCAAUUCCAGAGACAGCUAAAGCCUUGGAGAACAUUUCAAAUGCAGGAGUGUGGAUUGCAGGUGCAAUUAUUUUUAUUAGCAGCUGCAUAAACCCUCUCCUCUAUGCUUUUGCUGCUAGGAAUAUUCGAAGCAGUGCGAGGUUUACAAAGUUGUCCAAACUGUUUGAACAAGUGAGUCCUUCAGAGAGGCAGGAAUCUACCCAGGAAACAACUUCCCCCAAUGAAAAAGAGGAAACUUUGACAAGCACGGAGGUCAUCUAGUGUGGACAAUGGGAAAAAUUACAGCCCUUUUCCCCUCAUUCAUGCAAAUUAAUGGAUAAUCUUUGGCGAAAGGAGUGAAAGUAGUCGCAACCAGGAAAACAUGGACCGCUUUGUCUCACCUGUUUCUAUGGUUUACCAUGGGGCUCAUAGAAAGUGAAACUGUUUUUGACUUUUAGGAAACUCCAAUGAGCCAUGUCCAGGAUCUUCUCAAACUGUUCUGGCCUGCAGAGCUGUCUCUCCUACCUGCCCUUCUCACAGCUUGCUCCAUGCUGUCCAUGCUCUGUGCAAAUACAUCAGUGAACAAUUAAAAUUCCUUUCCAGAGUUGCAUAGCUUUUCAUCCAUUGGAGGAAGAGUAAAUCCAUAGCUUGAUGUAUCAAACCUCACUUAGUUUAUGAUAGCUGUGCUAUAAAUGUUUUCUCCGUGGCAACAAGUCUCCUCUAAGUUUCUUUUGGAACCUUAGUAGAUGCUUAACUCUUCCCUUAGGCAUUGGGAUUUUACCAGGAACUCAUAGUUUUAUUUGUGGUGGUGAUUUGUUUGGACUGGAUUGUUUUGGGGAGGGAGGGCUUUUUUUUUGUAAUU